Messenger RNA from Penicillium verhagenii, 1827 nucleotides. RefSeq lists its product as uncharacterized. Bases 1 to 1827 code for a protein of 608 amino acids. The record is from RefSeq and is a predicted model, not a curated record. NCBI's taxonomy places the organism in Eukaryota, Fungi, Ascomycota, Eurotiomycetes, Eurotiales, Aspergillaceae. The transcript is spliced from 4 exons.
AUGGAGCAUCUUGACCACCUUUUGCAGCCCCCGGAUCUUUUUACCAUAAUCGGUAGAGACGUGGCUCAACCUGAUCAAAGAGAGCUUGAUGAAGCACUGGCGAAAAGUAGAAAGUAUUGGUUCUUUCUCGCAUCAGUUGCCCAUGCCCAACGAGACCAUAGGCUUGUUCCGUUUUACGUGGACCCACGCCAUGCUCUUCGCAGGGUUCCAAAAUUCCAAGCACGCCCCCAAAAGCUUCACAGCUGUCCUUUCGGAUCUUCUCCGGACCUCAGUCUCCGUAUAGAAGCCUCAUCUACUUGGCAAGUAUCAGCAACUAGUGACUGCAAUGGACUUAAAAAGGCGGUAACAAAAGUGGCCUUGCUACAGCUUGGUAGUGGUGGCUCUGUCCCCUUUGAAUUAAAUGAGGAAGUUUUCAGUACGUGGGCUGGAACUUUGGAUGAGAACUGUAUUAGUUCAAAUUAUAUAGGGAUUCUUACUCUUGGCUGGUGCUAUAUACUUUCUGCACGCCUGGUUGAGCUACGGGGAAAGGGUGCGGUUUUGCGUUACACGCAGUCCAAGGCCGAAUAUGAUAACGGCACUUCAUCGAGGUGCCCUAACACGCCAUUUCUCGAUAUUGGAGAAGUGGAUGGUGAUGUCGCUCGGUGGUGGUCCGCAAUACUUGCUCCUGGUGAAGGCUGGGAAGCUAUUGUGACACGGGAGCCCCAUGAUUUUCUCGCUCCGUGGUCAAUCUCUCGCAAAUGCGCAAGCUCAUUCUUCAUCAAAGAUCAGACAUUUUCGUCUGACUCUAAUUUUGCGCCCUUGUCUUCGGAGAGAGCCUUUAAGGCACUUGCUGCAUUUGCGAUUUUCCAUGAUGUCGGAAGUCAGUUUUCGAUUGCGCUAGCAACAGCCUUGAUGAUUCCUUUACACAAAUGCCUCAACUUGACUGCCCAUCUUCCAUUAACGAUAUCAAACGGAUGUGAGGGGAAGGUGAAAUCUUCUACUCAGUGUAUCCCACAAACGUGGGUGGGCUUUAUGAAUGACAUACCCUACUAUAUGAGUUUGAGCUGUAACCCAGAAGUUAUGAUAUCGUCACUUUGUGGAUCUUUCUGGGACCCUGGAGUCCCUUGCAAUCUCGUCAGCCCAUGGCUACAUCCAGCUGUCAAUGAGGUGCUUGGCAGCUCAACGACGGUGACUGUACGCGAUCAAGAGAUUCUUGGUCUUCUUUGUGCAAUUCGCCGGCCAAGUAUAAGUGCACUUUGCAUUGGUGCCGUCAUCAGCGGCUUGGGUCCAACAAUCCUUGAAAGAGUCAAGGGUGGCUUGCCUCCUUUGGAUCAAAAUGCUUAUGCUUGGACCGGCUGUGCUCAGUGUUUCAUGGAUGAUUCGGGAUCUGGUCCAUAUAAAUUGCAGAACAUCGAAUCUAUCUCGAGAGGCCUUUCGCACCCUGGGCACCAUGUGGGGUAUCUUCCAUCGAAAAUUGUGUUCUUCGAGUUAUUUCACACCAAGCAUGCAAUCGGCAUGAGUAUCAAUAUGAUCAUUGGAACUGGGACCUUGAAGACGGGAGUCCUUGAUACCAUCAAGAUUGCGAGCGACCGAACUUUCGAGAUGAAGGAGCUUGAUCCUGAUCAAACAGCCUCUGAUGAAGCCUCGUUUGGCAUAUUUCAUUGGCUUUUUAUCAACGGCGAGGGUCUACCACCUGAGAAGAUUUACCAGGAUGUUUGGAUAAAAGACACAUGGGAUCAAGAGGAAGGUGUACUAGAUGGCCAUAGGGCUGAUGCGCAGACUCCAACAGGGCUUGAUAGUGAAGGCCAGUGUCGAGUCCAGUCAUGGCUCAAUCAGAUCACUGCAUAG